AUGUCGCGCGCGAUAUCGCGCGCGCUGCGCGCGCUCGCCGCCGCGGCGUCGCCCCCCCCGCGCGUCCUCGCGACUCAGGACGUCGUCGCCGUCGCGUCGCGUCUUCGUCGUCGUCGUCGUUGUCAUCGAACCGUCGCAGGGUCGGCGUCGCGAUCGCGCGGGCUCUCCACCGCGCGCGACGACGACGACGACGAGACGUCCGCCGCUCCCGUCCCCGUGCUCAUCGUCGGCGGCGGCCCCGUCGGGCUGACGCUGUCGUACCUCCUCUCGCGAGCGGGCGUGGACAGCACGCUGAUCGAGCGCCGCGCGGACGGAGCGACGACGCACCCGCAGGCGCACUUCGUGAACAACCGAACGAUGGAGAUCUUCCGUCACGUGAGCGGGCUCGAGCGCGUCGUGACGCGAUCGCAGCCGCCGCUGAAGCACUGGAGGAAGUUUCUGUACAAGACGCAGAUGGUGGGGGGGGUGGAGCUCGGCAGGGUGGAUCACUUCGCGGGCGGCGGCGGCGGCGGGAGGGAGGGCGAGGGCGAGGGCGAGGGCGAGGAGGAGGAGGAGGAAAACCGCGACGCCGCGUCGCCGACGUCCGUCGCGCACUUCGGGCAGCACCGGCUCGAGCCGGAGCUUCUGGACCGCGCGAUCGCGGCGCAUCCGCGGGGGAUCCGCGGGUUCGCGCACGGGACGGAGUGCGUCGGCGCGACGUGCGACGACGACGGGGUGACCGCGACGGUGCGCGACGCGACGUCGCCGCGGAUGGCGGGAGCGAAGAAGAACGAUGACGAGAAGAACGCUCAACGAGAGCGGACGCUGCGCGCGUCGUACCUCGUCGCCGCGGACGGCGCGUCGUCGCGGACGCGCGAGCGUCUCGGGGUCGGACUCAGAGGCACGCCGGAGAUGCAGCACCUCGUGAACGUGCACUUCCGAUCGAGGAAACUCGCGCGCGCGCUGCGAGAGGACGACGGCGGCGACGGCGCGGCGAUGCUAUACUUCGUGUUUAACCCCUCCGUCGUCGCCGUCGUCGUCGCGCACGACGUGCGCGGCGACGGCGAGUUCGUCGCUCAGGUGCCGUACUUCCCUCCGACGCAGAGCGCGGAGGAGGACUUCGGGAUGGAGGCGUGCGUCGGGCUCGCGCGCGCGGCGGCGGGGGGCGCCGCGGCGGGCGAAAACGAAAACGAAAACGAUUCGUUCGACGACGUCGACGUGAGAAGCGUCCGCGCGUGGACGAUGUCCGCGGAAGUCGCGGACGAGUUCGUGGCUGGUCGCGGGCGCGCGUUCUUGUGCGGCGACGCCGCGCACAGGUUCCCGCCCGCGGGAGGGUUCGGGAUGAACACGGGGAUACAGGACGCGCAUAACCUCGCGUGGAAACUCGCGGUCGCCGUCGCGAGCGCCGGCGACGGCGGCUCCGGCGCGCCGAGCGCGCGGAACCUUCUGCGAAGCUAUCACGCGGAGCGCCGCCCGGUCGCGGUCGGGAACACGCGACUGAGCGUGAGCAACUUUCGCCAGGUGCUGAAGAUACCGACGGCGUUGGGGUUGCCCCCCGACGCGGCGGCGGCGCUGACCGAGGCGACGGCCGCGUUGCCGUCGUUCGCGGCGAAGGCUGCGCUCAACGCUGGGCUGGCGUUGGGCCGGGCGCAGUGCGGUGAUUUGUUGCUCACGGAUAACGCGAUAGGGAACGCGAGACGCGCGACGGUGAAGAGGAUGUGCGAAGAAGGCGGCGGGAAGACGUUGCGGUUGCAGUUCCCCACGGAGGAUCUGGGGUUCGUGUACGGACCGGGAUCUGAACACGCGGCAACGGGUGAUUGGGCGCGUCGUGACCGCGGCCAAUCGGACGACGGCCUCGGCACCGCCGCGACGCUCGUGCCCCCCGGGACUUUAGUCGUCGGCGGACGGCUCCCGCACGCGUGGCUGUCGCUUCACCUCGGUCCGAACGACGACCGAAAAUCGGCGAAACAUAUUUCCUCGUUGGACCUUCUCGAGCUGAGCGUCCUCGACGGCGCGAUCGGCGGCGACGACGCGCACGCGGCGUGGGCGACGCAAGAGUUGCGGUCCACACCCGGGGUCGUGUUCACGCUGAUCAAGACGCUGCGCGACGACGAGGAACCGCGUUCGCACUCGAUGCGGUUGACGCUCGCGAACGAUACGAUUCAGCGCUUGAGAGACGCCGCGCCGGCGGGGGUGUCGAUUCGACUCGCGAUCGUCGCUCCCACGGCAUCGAUCGCGCGCGGGGUCGAAAGGUAUUACUAUGAGGGAGGUAAACGCCCGAGCGACGACCGUUUCGUGAUCGCCGUGGACGAGAAAGGCGCGUGGACGCGAGCGGCAGGGGGCGCCGACGCGUUCGUUCGACCGGACGGUCACGUCGCGUGGAUCGGAGCUCGCGCGGACGAGCGGUCCGACGACGACGGCGACGAGGGCGUGGACGCCGGGUCGGUCGAGGUCGUCGCCGCGCUGAGACGCGAGCUCGGGAUGUAUUAGAUCGACGACGACGUGUUAGCAGCGCGUUUAAUUAGUAGGUACGGUAUCGUCGUCGUGAAUUGUUUUGUUCACAACCGGGCGUAAAUC
Messenger RNA from Micromonas pusilla CCMP1545, 2556 nucleotides. RefSeq lists its product as uncharacterized. The record is from RefSeq and is a predicted model, not a curated record. The coding region runs from base 1 to 2469 and encodes 822 amino acids. Gene Ontology annotation, cellular component: mitochondrion. Lineage: Eukaryota; Viridiplantae; Chlorophyta; Mamiellophyceae; Mamiellales; Mamiellaceae. The transcript has a single exon. Gene Ontology annotation, molecular function: FAD binding. Gene Ontology annotation, biological process: ubiquinone biosynthetic process.